This is a messenger RNA of Knipowitschia caucasica, 1572 nucleotides long. The record is from the annotation of a GenBank genome assembly. Lineage: Eukaryota; Metazoa; Chordata; Actinopteri; Gobiiformes; Gobiidae.
AUGGCCUGCUCACAGGUGCACAACACGUCUACAACACGCCUACAACACGUCUACAACACGUCCACAACACGCCUACAACAUGUCCACAACACGCCUACAACACGUCCACAACACGUCCACAACACGCCUACAACACGUCUACAACACGUCCACAACACGUCUACAACACGCCUACAACACGUCUACAACACGUCCACAACACGCCUACAACACGUCUACAACACGCCUACAACACGUCUACAAUACGCCUACAACACGCCUACAACACGUCUACAACACGCCUACAACACGUCUACAACACGCCUACAACUUGUCUACAACACGUCUACAACACGCCUACAACACGCCUACAACACGUCUACAACGCGCCUACAACGCGCCUACAACACGCCUACAACACGUCUACAACACGCCUACAACGCGCCUACAACACGCCUACAACACGUCCACAACACGCCUACAACACGCCUACAACACGUCUACAACACGCCUACAACACGCCUACAACACGUCUACAACACGCCUAGAACACGUCCACAACACGCCUACAACACGCCUACAACACGUCUACUACACGUCUACAACACGCCUACAACGCGCCUACAACACGUCUACAACACGCCUACAACACGUCCACAACACGUUUACAACACGCCUACAACACGUCCACAACACGCCUACAACACGCCUACAACACGUCCACAACACGUCCACAACACGCCUACAACACGCCUACAACACGUCUACAACACGUCUACAACACGCCUACAACACGUCCACAACACGUCCACAACACGCCUACAACACGUCCACAACACGUCCACAACACGCCUACAACACGCCUACAACACGUCUACAACACGUCUAGAACACGCCUACAACAUGCCUACAACACGUCCACAACACGCCUACAACACGCCUACAACACGCCUACAACACGUCUACAUCACGUCUGCAACACGCUUACAACGCGCCUACAACACGUCUACAACACGCCUACAACACGUCCACAACACGUCCACAACACGUCCACAACACGCCUACAACACGUCCACAACACGUCUACAACACGCCUACAACACGUCCACAACACGCCUACAACACGUCUACAACACGCCUACAACACGUCCACAACACGUCAACAACACGCCUACAACACGUCCACAACACGCCUACAACACGUCCACAACACGUCCACAACACGCCUACAACACGUCUAUAACACGUCCACAACACGUCUACAACACGUCUUCAACACGCCUACAACACGUCCACAACACGUCCACAACACGCCUACAACACGUCUACAACACGUCCACAACACGUCCACAACACGACUACAACACGUCCACAACACGUCUACAACACGCCUACAACACGUCCACAACACGUCUACAACACGCCUACAACACGUCCACAACACGUCUACAACACGCCUACAACACGUCUACAACACGCCUACAACACGUCUACAACACGCCUACAACACGUCUACAACACGCCUACAACGCGCCUACAACACGCCUCAUCACAUGUGCAGACUGGGAUCCUACCUGCUCCUGGAGACUGUAA